This is a messenger RNA of Syngnathus typhle (broad-nosed pipefish), 8063 nucleotides long. Its product is annotated as nuclear receptor coactivator 3-like. Gene Ontology annotation, molecular function: protein dimerization activity; nuclear receptor binding. Gene Ontology annotation, biological process: cellular response to hormone stimulus; positive regulation of transcription by RNA polymerase II. The coding region runs from base 757 to 5274 and encodes 1505 amino acids. Gene Ontology annotation, cellular component: nucleus. NCBI's taxonomy places the organism in Eukaryota, Metazoa, Chordata, Actinopteri, Syngnathiformes, Syngnathidae. The transcript has 22 exons. The record is from RefSeq and is a predicted model, not a curated record.
UCAAUCCGAAAGAGACAGAGGAGAGACAACUGAGCAGCGGGGCAGAGCAAAAAAGAAAACAAGCCAUUAAUUAUUUACUUGCGGGUUGACCUUUAGCUCCGGCCACUUGUGUUAAGCAGAGAACAGUGUUGCGUUGAGUAUUGUCACGUUAGGAGACUGUCACAUGAUCUUACUGAGUGAGUCACAUUCUCGUCCAGAGCCGACCUAUUAAAAAAGGAUUACUUUAUUAUUCAAAUAAAAACCUUAAGACCCCAUGAAGUCAUUUUUGUGAUGUGCGUCCACAAGCAUUGUUCUAAAAUGCAUCAUCUUAUCCACUUGAACACAACCUCAGUGGUGUCCUACAAGUCGACCGCCGUCUAUUGCUUUGGAGUUUUUUUUUUUACCUCAUUGGUGACAUCCACACUGAGGAGGGAGGGCAUAAGAGAGCGCACAUAGCUUCACAGUACCAUCUUCUUCUCUGCCAAUUUGCUAUCACACCUUCUCUUUGACUUUGUAAGAAUAAAGCCUGAUCUCAUCGGACUGUAUAGCUCACAAAUGGAGGGGGAGGUGACAAAGUCACUGCAGCGUGUGCGUACUGUGUCUGUGGUAAGAUCAUUCACGGCAAGUAAAAGACUCAGAACGUUUAUUGGAUUUAAAAGGCAGACUUUCUUUACUGGGAAUAAUCUCAGUUUAGAUGGAAGGCGUUUUUGAAACUCAAAGAUGAAAAGGAGGACUUGCGCAGGAAACUAACAUAGAUAAAGGUGCUGAUAUGUGUUCAUGAUGAGCAGUUUGGGGGAGAACUCCAUGGAAACUGUGAUCUCAGAAAACCGGAAACGCAAACUCUCCACUUGCGACACACCUGGUCUCGGGAGUGACAGGAAGCGGCGGGAGCAAGAAAGCAAGUACAUCGAGGAGCUGGCUGAGCUGAUCUCGGCUAACCUCAGCGACAUCGACAGUUUCAAUGUCAAACCGGACAAAUGCGCCAUCCUCAAAGAGACGGUGCGGCAGAUCCGACAGAUCAAAGAGCAGGGAAAGGCUUCCAUCAGCGACGAUGUUCAGAAAUCGGACGUUUCCUCAACAGGUCAGGGUGUCAUUGACAAAGACCACCUAGGGCCUCUUCUGCUGCAGGCUUUGGAUGGCUUCCUGUUUGUGGUGAACCGAGAGGGCAGUAUUGUGUUUGUGUCGGACAACGUGACACAGUACCUGCAGUACAAGCAGGACGAGCUCAUCAAUACCAGCGUCUACAACAUUCUACACGAAGAAGACAGGGAGGAGUUCCACAAAAACCUGCCCAAGACCAACAUAAAUGGAGUGUCGUGGGGAAACGAGGCAGCCCGACAGAAGAGUCACACCUUCAAUUGCCGAAUGCUUGUCAAAUUUGGCCACCCCCAUGGCGCUAUGGAGGAGGGACCAGGAGGGCCACGCUAUGAGACCAUGCAAUGUUUUGCCCUUACGCAGCCAAAGGCCAUGAUUGAGGAGGGUGAAGAUCUGCAGUCAUGUAUGAUCUGCGUGGCCCGUCGGGUUACAGCUAUGGAGAGAACGGAGAGCUUCAAUACAAGGCAUGAGCUUUCAGGUAAACUAAUCCAGAUUGACCAGAAUUCUCUGCGAGCAUCAGUGCGUCCAGGCUGGGAGGAUUUAUUGAGGCGUUGCAUUCAGAUGUUCCUCCAGCAUAGUGAUGGGCAACCCUGGUCCCACAAACGCCACUAUCACGAGGCCUUUCUGCAAGGCCACGCCGAGACGCCGCUUUAUCGCUUCUCCCUGUCAGACGGUACGCCGGUCACAGCGCAGACAAAGAGCAAAUUGUACCGGCAUCCAAUGAGCAACGAGCCGCAAGGUUUCAUCUCGACUCAUCUCCUUCAGAGAGAACCCAAUGGUUACCGCUCAUCUCAGGCCGGCAACAUGAUGCCCAACAGCAUGAGACAGCAGCCCAUGGGAGCCCCCAACCCAAAUGCCCAAAUGAACAUGAACCCAAGUGGCGGGAUGGUGAUGGGAGGCAUGGGCGGCAUGAACCGGGGCUUCGGAAUGAACGAGCAUGGCCACAUGGGCCACAUGGGUCAGAUGGGUGGCUGCUCUGCAUAUGGAGGAAGUAGUGGGGCUGGGGGUGGAGCCAUGGGUAACCGCAUGAUGCAGAUGGGUCAGAUGGGCCAUAUGAGUCAGAUGAGUCCCAUGAAUAACCCAAACCAAGGCAUGCAGCAGCACCACCAGCAUCAGCCCCCCUUUCAGAGUAGCGGAGGCUUUGGGCUAAGUGGCUUGAACAGCCCUUCAGGAAGCCCUCGGAUGGGCGCUCCCCAGUCAGGACUCCUAAUGUCACCCCGGACUCGAGGAAGUCCAAAGAUGGGCUCCAAUCAGUUUUCUCCUGGAGGCAUGCACUCUCCCAUGGGUGGCAUUUGCAGCGGUGGAGGAGGAGGCGGUGGGAACACCACAACCUACUCCAGCAGCUCCCUUAAUGCCUUACAAGCCAUCAGUGAAGGAGUAGGGAACUCAAUUCCCUCCACGCUGAUGUCUCCUUCGCCAGUCCAUAAACCAGAUAGCUCUCCAAGUGUCCACUCCUCUUCUUCCUCUCAGCCAAACCAAAUGGCCAAACCGAGUCAGGAUGGGCCCAAAAGCCCAGCAGGAGGUUUAGGGCCUGGGACUGCCGAGCAUCCCCACCCUUUGCACCAUCAUCAGCAUCCACAGGCUGAAGGUUCUGGAGACAGACCCGACAGCCAGGCAGCUACAACGCCUAAAGAGUUAGCAGAUGGUGGAGGCGAGACUCGUGCAGUAACACCGGAGCCAAACCGAAGGGUACCGGAAAGUAAGGGCCAUCGGAAAUUGCUGCAGCUUCUGACUUUGCCAACUGAGGAGCUCGCAAUGGGUGGAAGUGGACCUCCAGUGCCUCCUGCUCCGCAACCGUCAAACAACAGUAGUACUCCAGCAGCCUCCGAAAGUAAAGACCCAACUGGGGGGAUGACUAGCCCCUCAGCCACUGGGGUGUCCUCCUCCUCCUCUGUUAAUGCCAAUUCAAACCAAACGAGUGGCUUGGGGGCAGUGUCGGCUUCAGCCAGCUACACAGGAUCACUCCAAGAAAAGCACAAGAUUCUCCACAAGCUACUCCAGAAUGGCAAUACACCCGAUGAAGUAGCGAAGAUCACAGCGGAGGCGACGGGCAAGGUGGUACUAGGCGGCCAAGAGGGCAGUGAAGUAGGUUCCGGAGUUCCGGGGUCUGGGACCGGCUCCGGCUUAAUCGUUGAACCGAAGCAGGAGCAGCUUAGCCCCAAGAAGGAGAAGACCCAUGCCCUUCUCCACUAUCUCCUCAACAAGGACGAUUCCAAAGAGCCAGUGGACAUCAAACCCAAACUGGAGGAGCUAGAAGGCAAGGGACCCUCGGCGACAGCUUGCGGUCCUUCACGUGGUGGCCCGGGCCAUGUUCCUGAACAUCAUGAGAGCAAGAUCAAGUCAGAACCACCUGAUGACUUGCACAACCUUGAGUCUAUCCUGGGGGAUCUUAGAGGGACCGGCUCUGAUUUUUACCCGGAUCAGGCAGGAGGCGCUGGGCCCACUGUCAGCAGCAAACCCCAGGGUUGCCUUGAUGACAGUCUUCAGGCGAGUCCAGGUUUGGGACCAGGGCCUCGAGUGCCAUUCCAGAGGACCUUGUCCGUAGAUGGGAAGCCUUCUGGAAGCCUUGGAGGAGGAGCAAGGCGGCCCAUGAUUGUCAAGCAGGAGAAUAUGAUGGGAAGCCCAGACAGCUAUCCAGGAAAUAUGGGACCAAUCAAUAGGGCUAUGGCUACCCAGAGGUCUCCCAUGGGGGCAUCCGGAGACUGGUCUAUAUCCCGCUCCAGUCCCAGUCCAGUGGGUUCAUCGGUUCACCCCUCCAUGAUGCGUCCCAACAUGGAGUACAACAGUAGCAAAGGAAUGAUGACAGGUGCCAUGGUGAGCCGCUCUAACAGUAACCCAGGUUCCAGGUCUAUGCUACAGCAGCAGCUCAUGGAUAUGGGUGGCUCCACUGACAUGAUGAUGAGUGUGGGUUCCUUCAACCAGCAAGGCCACCACAAUCCUUCGUGGCCUGACCCUCUAAUGGGGAUGGAAAGCAACAGACGCCAGUUUGCAAACACUUUAGAUGAACUUCUGGCGCCGCCCACAACCAGCGAGGGUCAGAGUGACGAGCGAGCGCUCCUAGACCAGCUGGAUUCGCUUUUGAACAACACAGAUGGCACCGCGCUUGAGGAGAUAGACAGGGCCCUCGGCAUCCCGGACCUUGUCAGUCAGACGCAGGGAGCAGAGCAAUCAUUGGAGCCUUUUCCGGGACAAGAACCUUCCAUGGUUCUGGACCAGAAACCUCUUUAUGGACAAGGCUAUCCCGGACCCCCUAGCAUCGCCAUGCAGACCGGCUAUGGAGGGAAUCCUAUGCAGGGCCAACCUCAGCAAGGCGCAUUUGGACCCAUGCUGUCACAAAUGGGCCAAAGUAAUAAUUUCCCCGGCAUGGGUGGAAUGGGGAACUUGGGGCAUCCCCGGGCCAAUAUGAUGAGGCCCAGGAUGAUGAGUGCUAACAAACCCAUGAGGCUCCAGUUGCAACAAAGGCUGCAGGGACAGCAGUUCAUGAAUCAGACACGGCAGGCCAUGGGCAUGAAGAUGGAGAACCCUGGAGGCAACCCCGGCAUGAGGCCUGCUAUGCAGGCGGGCAUACCUGGACAGCAGGGCUUCCUGAAUGCUCAGAUGAUGGCUCAGCGCAGCAGGGAGAUGGUGACCAUGCAGAUGAGAAGGCAGCGCAUGAUGAUGCUGAUGCAGCAGCAGCAACAGGCAGCUGCAGGUGGAUUCAGCCCUCCGCCUAAUGUCACAGCCCCUGGCGGCAUGGACAGUAGUGUGGGAGGACCCAACAUGGGUCAGCCUGGCCCGCAGCAAUUUGCUUAUGGAGGGAAUUACGGUAUGAGUCAGCAGGGAGAGCCCUCGUUUGGCCCAUCUGUUGCCGGCAGUCCUCCGAACGCCCUGAUGACGGGCCGCAUGGGGACUCAAAACGCCAUGAUGCAACAACACCAACAGGGCGGUCCCGUGUAUCAGAGCGCGGAAAUGAAGGGCUGGUCACAGGGUGGCAUGGGACGUAACAGUUCGUACCCUCCGCAGCCGUUUGGCCAACAAGUGCCUCCGGGACAGCAGCAGUUUGGGCAGCAAGGAAAUCCGGCCCAGUACGGGGGCAUGAUGAUGAACGGUGGCAUGGCGACUGGUGGAGGAACAGGUCACAUGGGUCAGAUGGGAGGACAGAUGGGAAUGAAUCCAAUGGUGAUGGGGCGCAUGAUGGGGCAAGAUCAAAAAUAUUGCUGAGCUUCAUGGGAGGACAUAUUGACGUGUGGGAAACACACCACUGGGGUCACAAGCCUUUGGAUUUCUGGCUUGGAGGGCAGACGUGGGGAAAUUUCACAAACACUGUGACACACACACUCACUCACACUCGUUGAGAUAACUUUGCGAAACCCCGCCGAGUGCAGUUUGAUAUUUCUGUCCAAACAGGUGCUCACGUAGACACGCUCCACUUGUUGGCCGGUGUCAGUGGGCACAAUGAGCUCAUGGCAUGGAUAGUGAUGGAUGGCUGGAUGGAUGGCUCGUUCAUGUGUAGCUCCAAAGCCUCCUUUGUCGAAUGUACCGUGUAACUGCAUUUUCCUCAGUACCGUUCUUUAAGUUCCCUCGCUUCCGACGGAGGUGCCGACAGUAACGAUGGUUGUAGAGCCGAAGCAAGCCGGCGGAUUGUGACACUCAGAUGAAUGUCAGGAAAGAAGCAGCACAUUCUUUCAUCCUCCGAGACUCGGCGGGCUAGCGUACAACUGAAUUACGUGUUGGCUGAUUGCACUUUAAGGAGAGGCCGGCCGGCAUCAACGGGAUUGUGGCACGACAGAGGCCUUUACUCGAGUUUGAACCCAGAGCAGAAGGUGUUUCCAGUUUUUUUGAACGUUUGGAUCAUUUGAGGGUGGGUGGGCGAUAUUUUGAAAAUGGGCUUGAGAAUCUCCUUCUUAAGUGGGAACCAGUAGAAAGGUAGCAAGCACAGAUUUUACAACACUUUGUCGUCAGUGUACCAAUUUAUGAUAAGACUAGAAAUUGAGGGCGGGGAAAAAAAAACAAAAGAUCCUUUUAAAAACACAACUGACGUAUAUUUAUACAGAUUCAAGAGGAGGAGGUUUUAUCAAUCCAGAGGAAAUUUUUUUAAAUCAGAAAGUUGAAGAUAUUUUGGUUACCUGAAAUUUUCAUUGUUUGAACAUACAGAAAUUGAAAAGUGGCCAAGUUGAUGUGCAUGUAAAUCCACACUGUAAGAUAACUAGAUUUCUAGCAAUAAUCCUUCCUCCUGGUUCUCGUCUGUGUUGAAGCAUCAGUUCCUCAAAGUGGCGGUACUGCAGUAUUUAGACACAAUGUCUUCUUGGAUUUCCUUUAACUGUUAAUAGUAAUUGUAAAUAUUCUUCAAAUGUACUAUAAAGUAUAUAAUUAUAGUAUAUAUGCUUUUGUAGAUCACAUACUUUUUUGCACAGAUUGCAAGGCUUAAUAUUUAAUUGUCUUAUUCCAUCAUAGGUCAUGUUUUAUUUGAAAGACUUUAACCCUUGGUUGGAAAAAGAAGUCCUGAAAUUGUUUUGAAAGCAGUACAUGUAUAAUUUCUUUCAGACUGCACUUGCAUCCUCUCAAAAAGCACUUUUUGUUGUAAUUUUCAAAUCAUUAUUUUUAUUUUAUUAGGGUAUAAGCUUUGAUAUAGAGGUGCUAAUAAAUAAAAGGUAAAAAAAAAUUGCAGGGCUAUAUUUAAAAUAUAUUCAAAGAGAGUUGUUUUUGCCUCAUCAUUGUGUAGGGGUGUUGAUGUGACUCACAAGAAAUGAUAGCGGUAAUCUGGAUUUUGCCAAUGGGCUCCUUGCACACAGCGCUGUGAUGUCAUAUCCAUGACCAACAACUACACGAGCCGUCUAUUCAUUCAUUUUAAGUAAACAGCGUACAGAGUAUGAGCCGUAAAAAAUUGUAGUGUCACUGACAAAACAUUUUAGAAUCGAUUAUUCCACCGAUUACUCUGACCUCUUGAAAUAACACUUAGGUUUGCCAAAGUUGUGCAUUUAAGUAGCACAAAGUAGCUUUGCAGUAUUUAUGCAAAACUUUUUUUUAAUGUGUAUCUUUUUUUUUUACCCUGGGCAUCGGUUUUCUUUUAGUGUAUUCCUCCAUGGUAGUCCCCAUUGAACGCAUCUUUUUACAACAAAUGGCCAUUUGGUAAACAGGGAAACGGCCAAACAUUGUUCUCAUAUCCAUAGAUGCAUCCUAAAGCUCUUCUAUAAAUUGCUUUUUUGGUAAUUUGGAGGAAGAUGUACAUUACAUCCUUGAUGCUCAGUUUGGGCAAGCACUGUAAGCACAUGUUGAAUAACGGAAUUUCGGCUAAAUGUGAAAGAUUCUGUGCAAAGAGCCCAUUUGGUCCGCUAGGCCUCAAAAAGUGUCAACUAUUUCGAUUUAUCAUGAAAGCCCUGCACAACAAAUCAGUUAAAUAUCAUGUUAGUCUUUUAAUGUGUGAAUUUUCCCCUUUGAAAUUAUUUUCUUUCUUUCUUUCAUAUAUAUAUAUAUAUAUAUAUAUAUAUAUAUUUUUUUUUUUCAUGUGAAGCUUCUGUUUUAGGAAUCUACUUAUGAAGACGUGCUCAAUCCAAAGAGUUUUUGUUUGUCGUUUUGCAUCGCUUAGAGACACUUCCUGAACUAGAUCGUAUUCGUGGGCUUUUCUUGUCGCGCCUAUGAUGUUGAAUAUAAUUGCAUAAACUGUGUUAUACAAAACAAAACAAAUUGUGGAAAUUAAUCUAGUUUUGGUACGUACUUGUAUUCUUUUCUUAAGGAUUUUACUUUUCUUCCGGCCCAAAUUGUGGUGCUGUUGCUUUACAAGAGAUUUGAGAUGUAGUAAAGCGGAAGAAUUUGAAACAUUGUUUUCCUCACAGCCCAAAUUAAAAAAUAUUCAAACAACAUUUGGAUUUACACGGAAGAAACUCUUAGAGAGAGAAAAGACAAACACAAUGUGGGAUACAGCUUAUUACAGGAUGUACAUUUCCUUUUUUUUUCUUACCUUGUUCUUGAUGUUAAUAUUGUUGUAAAUACAAAUUUAUAUUUAAACCGUA